GGGAACUAUAGCGCGGGAACACCAGCCUUGUUGGUGAAUAUAUGGGCAUGUACAACACUUGUCAAGUAUAUUCCGGUACUUGGUCAGCACAGCAGAUACAAUGACACUGGCCGCCGAUGCUGGCUCAGGCGGGGGAUUGCUAGCGCAGACCGCCCAAACCAUUAUGCAGAUGGCCGACAUUGCUCGCGAACACGAUGCUGAUUUCGAAAAUAAAAUAUUCUACUGCCAUCUAACCGCUAUCUGCCUACGAAUACAGUCCUGUUCAGGCCAUCUCGACGAAAGAGCGACGCAAGCGUGCGGUGAGCUUAUCCAACAGACGAUCGAGCGACUGGGCUCCUUAUUUGCCAACGCCAGCCCUCUGGAAGAACAGCUGGAGAAUAUAAAUUCAUCCUGGCUACAAAUACUACAACAGGACCCAGAAGCGAAACGGGCAUUUGUAGCGCAAUGGCUGAGACCCAGCGCAGAGCGACAGACCAUCGAGGCGACGUUACAGGCUUGCGCCGACGCCUUCGAAAAGCAGCAGUCCGACCCUGCAGACAUUGCUCCAGUGAAGCCAUCUAAACCAUCUAAUGUCGGCGAACCACCACACGAAAUCCACAAGGCAGCACGAUCGACCUUUGACGCACUUCUCAAUAGCUGUAAAUGUGCCUGUCCUGGGCAACAUGACUUCAGCGCGCAACUCCAACUUGGAAGUUAUCGGCGAUCAAAUAUAGAAACGGAGGAGCGAGUUCCGGUUCAAUCCCAACAGCAACCAGCGCAAUGCGAUUUAGAGGCGGGGGACGUUGAUCUAGGCAUGUUCCUCUCCAUGGACCAAGGCUUGCAGGAAGUCCGUGUUCAGGCAGCAAAUGAUAGGACUGUCUCGUUUGCCGUCCAGGAUGACUCACCACCGAAAAAGCGACAGAGGGUACUCGAAAAGAGAGCUUCAAAACAGAUUGAGAGCCUUUGUAAGCCAAUUAUUAUGACAAAAAGGAACAUGCAGCGACGGUUGGUGCUCAAACUCACCAAGGGCACGCUGUUCGACAUGGGCUUCGAAAGAAGUACGUUCCCAAUAGAUGCCAACGUCGAACCAAUGGCUUUAUCUGAAUACUUGGAGGAAGGACGCGGAUGCUUCUCUGAACGGACUAAGCGAAUACUCUCUCUUCUUUUGGGCUACGCAGUUAUACAUCUCCAAGGCACUCCAUGGCUACAGUCGGGGUGGAGCUCUGAAAAUAUUAAAUUCUUUCAGACAACUAAAUCAAAAACCCCCUUAAGACCGUUUAUUCAGACACAGCUGCCCUCGAUGGAUCCCAGUGAUCCGUCAGAUAUCAGUCUUGCUAUUCAUAGUGAUGAUGCUGAGGCCAAUAGUCAUGACAACUGUGGUGAGCACUGUUGUCCAGCUCUCAUUUCGUUGGCAGCAGUGUUAAUGGAGGUGUACUAUGCGAAGCCAUUCAAGAGGAUCGCUCAAGAGCACGGUGUUGAUCUAUUUGGAGAUCCCGAUGGCCCCAUCUCCCAACUUGAUGUCGAGCUGCUGUUCCACGGUGAUGAGAAGAGUGGUGUGCGAGGAGUUAUUAAAGAUAUGCCCCCAAGGUCGCCACUAUCCGAGGCCAUCAAAAACUGUCUGGAUAUCUCCUUGUGGCAAGAUGAUAUCGGUCAACCUUGGGACAGUAUUGAACUCAGAACGAAUAUAUACCAGACGGUUGUAUUUUUGCUCGAGUGUGAUUUGAGCUAUGCCUUUCAAGAUGUUCCGUUGGAAAAUAUUGAUCAAUAUGCCCAAUCCUUGGAUUUUAUGAAUUGGGGACACGAUAUGACUGACAAAAGAGCUGAUCGACGCAGUAUUCGAUUAGCUUCAGCUACAAGACGCUCAGCAAGCCCAGCUAUAUCCACUUUGCCACUAGAGAAAACGGCGCAAGCCUAUGGUCAAGUUGGAUAUUUUGGACCCGGUACUAUUAUACCCGGAGUGUCAUUAUAUCCCCCAUUCCAGAAUAUCAUUCCGCAUCUGCUUCCUGAGCAAACCCCUUUGCCGAUUGCCGCCUCGGACUACCGUAUAUCUCAAUUCUUUGAUGAUGAAGUCGAUGGCCAUGAUGUGUCUGUGGCAGAAACAAAGAAAUAUCAAACAUGGAAAGCUGAAUACAUAAAAGUAUAUGAAGCGUUCAUUCCACCAACUACUACACAGCACGUUAAAAUCGCCAUUCUUGAUACAGGCAUUGAUCGAAACCAUGUCAGAUUAGACAACUGUGACGAUAGAAUCAAAGGCAAGCGCAACUUCCACGACAGUUCUAACAAAAAGAGCGUGGCGGAUUGGAACGGACACGGGACCUUCACAGCCAACCUGAUUCUUGACUACGCCCCAGAUGCUGAGCUUUAUGUUAUCAAGAUCAUAGGCAAAGAGAACACUAUCCCCGAUGGACAUAUUGUAGCAGAAGCUAUCCAAUUUGCAACAGACGAAUGGGGAGUCGAUAUUAUAUCCAUGUCGUUUGGGUGGCCGUCAUCCGAUUUUGAGGGAUUCCAAGCCGUUCAAUCAGCCAUCGAUCAUGCUUACGAUCAGAAGGUUCUCAUGUUUGCUGCUGCAUCAAAUAACGGCGGACGACUUGGUCGAGCAUAUCCGUCCAGCAGCUCGGAGGUAAUCUGCGUACACUCCACCAACACCAAUGGUUCAAGAUCCGACUUUAGUCCGACCGCUGAGCCAAACACCAUCAAUAUUGCGACUGUCGGUCAAUCUAUUGAAGCCGCGUGGCCAAUAGCUCUUUGCAGUGGUGCGAAAGUACAAGAUGACGACUACGUUGUGUCUAGGUCAGGCACCUCGUACGCAACACCAAUUAUGGCGGGUAUCUCAGCUUUCUUGCUUCAAUAUGCGCGGGCGCAUUUAUCAGAAGCUGAGGCCUUAUCCUUGAAGCGAAAAAGCACAAUGCAAGCCCUUUUGAAGAGAUGCGCUCAGCGAGGGCCAAACUAUAAACCGAGGGACGACUAUUUUUGCGUACAGCUCAGUUUGCAUAAACAUAACCUCUUUGGACAAGGAUUGGAAUGGGCAAACCAUGAAAUCAGAAAUGUACUAAAAAAGUAGUAGUGGAGGCGGAUUCGAAUGUGUAUGUAUGUAUAUAUUGAUUUAUUUAUUGCGCACUCUCCAGUGUACUUAGUCGUCAUCCUCUCUAGGAAUUGUACAAUAGAGCACAUCAGCAUCAUCAAGCAACUGCUCCGUGUCAUACCCAUGCAUCUCUAUAUCUGGCCAAUCGACAUUGGCUAUCCCUAACGCCGGUCUUCUAUGCUCUUCUAUCUCCUCAUUCCCAAGCAUGGCCCCUUUGCGAUAGUCGUCCUCGCUCUGUACAAGGUUUGUAGCUUUGGCCACAACCACUCUAAUAGCACGAUAUGCAAAGACAAAAUCACCAGAAUUUUCCCAUGCUGUACUAGCCGAUUUUCUUGUCUGUACCUCAACAGAUGGGCCUCCGCCAAGUGGUAUCAUACCGCCGCUAUAGACAGUUGCAUCGAUUUCAACACCAACUGAGCAUCCCUUGGAACGAGACUUCAGCGUAGCUGCCUGAGCUCCGGUAACAAUCUUUAGGCCGGUGAUUAUAUAGACUGGUUUUCGAUAACGAGUUGCGCCUAAGAACCGGUGAACGCUCUCUGUGUCGAUGCAGGCUUGUAAGUAUCCUGGAGUUGGUGUGAACUGGGUCGUUUUCAUUCUGUCAAACGCAAAUGUCUCUUCGUUU
Molecule: messenger RNA, 3683 nt
Organism: [Torrubiella] hemipterigena
Lineage: Eukaryota; Fungi; Ascomycota; Sordariomycetes; Hypocreales; Clavicipitaceae
Source: the annotation of a GenBank genome assembly